AUGUUCUCUUGCGCCAACUACGAGCGAGGAUGCAGGGGCCGCUGCAACGCUAUGAACGGACGAUGCGAUAGCUGCCACACACUCAACCUACAAGUCCGCAGCAACAGCGCUUCAUCCACAUCAUCAACCAACGGCCUGCCAUCGGCUGCCUACUCGGCAAUGACCAACUCCUUCGCAUCGCUCUCCCAGCUCAACUCAUCCUCAUCAUCGCAAAGAGCGCAAUAG
This is a messenger RNA of Alternaria alternata, 225 nucleotides long. RefSeq lists its product as hypothetical. The transcript has a single exon. The coding region runs from base 1 to 225 and encodes 74 amino acids. NCBI's taxonomy places the organism in Eukaryota, Fungi, Ascomycota, Dothideomycetes, Pleosporales, Pleosporaceae. The record is from RefSeq and is a predicted model, not a curated record.